Molecule: messenger RNA, 2623 nt
Organism: Schistosoma spindalis
Lineage: Eukaryota; Metazoa; Platyhelminthes; Trematoda; Strigeidida; Schistosomatidae
Source: the annotation of a GenBank genome assembly
UAUAAACGUUCAAAAUAACUACGAUCACAAUUGAAAUUACUUAAUAUGACAAUUUAAUUCUUUCUUAGCAUUGUAUUUUGAAUCGUGAUCUUCAAUAAGUUAUCUAUUAUCUUCAUUCAAACACAAUUAUUUAAUACAUUAAUAUUAUAUAUUGAAACAAAUGUCUACAGAUACAUGGAUAUCUUCACAUUGUGAACUUAAUCACCUUGCUGAUAUGGCACCAUCAUCAUCAUCAUCACCAACUAUCUCAUCACCGUCAUCGUCAUCAUCAUUUAAUAUAAAUCUUAUGCAACAAUUUUCAAAUGUAUUUAAUAAAUUUUCUUCAUCUGAAAUAAAUUCAUUCAUUUCAAAAAAAUCUAAUGAUUCAUAUUUAUAUACUACUAAUUCUUUAAAUCAAACAGUAAUGAAUAAUUAUAUAACUAAAGAACAAAAAUUACAAGAUUAUCAUUUACAUAAUUUUCAAGAGAUAUUUUAUAAAUUAUUAAAAAUAUUUCCACAAAAAUCAAUAAUCAAUCAUGAAACAUCUUCAGAAAAAUCAAUUCAAGAUUUAACAAUUAAUCGUAAUGGACAAUAUGAUUUAAAUAUUUCUGAUUUUAAUUGUAGUAAUACAACAUUAGGUACAUUACCAAGUCCAUCAGAAAAAUCUAGUCCAUAUGAUAGUAGUUUAUGUUAUUCACAAAAUAUAUUAAUAGAUAAGAAUGAAUAUCAACAAAUGAAUCAUCAAAUAAAUGAUCAUGAAAUUGAUGAUCCUAAUGAUUAUCAUAAUAAAUUAGGUAAAGAAGAAAAACUUCAAAAUAAUAAUGAAGUAAAUGAAUUCAAUUAUACAUUGGAUCAUAUUAAAAUGAAUAAAACAAAUAGUUUAUAUACUACUAUACCAUGUGAUACAGGAUUAAACAAUAUAUUUAAUAUUAAUGAUAAUAUAAAACAAGAUUAUAGAUCCCCUACUGAAAAACUAAAAAAUCAUUUACCUUAUCAAUAUGAACAUUUUUUGAAAUAUGAUUAUGAACAAUCAAAUGAUGAACAACAUGCUAUUAAUUUAUCUAUGAAAAAGACAAAUUUAUAUCAAACGAUACCUACUUCACAAUAUGAGAUCAGUCAUCAUAAUACAGAAACAAAUGAUUUUUCAUUGUCAAAUCCAGCAGUUUAUGAAUAUUAUACUAGAUUAAUGCAACUUAGUUAUUUUGAAUGGUUUAAAUAUCUCUAUUGUCAAUCACCACAAAUAACAGGAAAUUCUUCUACCUCAAGUCCUAUUCCUCAUUUAAUUCAGAAUAACAAUAUGUAUUAUCCAAACAAUGAUAAAUCCUGUGAUUUUAAUAAUUUGAAUAAUGUUAAUAACACUUUACGAAGUAACCACUCUUCAAAAGAUGUUCAAAAUAUAGACAGAUCAGCAUUUUGUCAUUCUAACGAACCACUUUCAAUUAAUUCAGAUAUUUUAGGAUCAACUUAUUCAUAUGAUUUAUCUAAUUUUCCUUCUAAUUUGCAGUCUAAUUUCUCAUUUAAUAAUCAUCAAACUGCUUUGUUAAAUCGUCUUUCAACGAUUACAUCAACAACACAUACAUUACCAUCUUAUUCACCAAUACGAAUUACCAAGUCUGGCCUACAAUCAAUGACAAAAGAUGCUUCAAAGUUAACAAAUGUUUGUAAUAUAAAAUCAAAAACUUAUUCUGGAAAUCCAAUAAUUUCAAAAUAUUCUAACACAAAAAGUACUGAUCGUACAUUAAUUAUCAAUGGACCUAACAGUUAUGCUUGUAAACUUUGUUCGAAAGUUUAUUCACAAGCAUCCGCUUUAAAAAUGCAUGUACGUACGCACACAUUACCAUGUCGAUGUACACAUUGUGGUAAAUCAUUUUCACGUAAAUGGCUCCUUAAAGGACAUGAACGUACACAUACUGGUGAAAGACCAUAUUCAUGCAAUGUUUGUAGUCGAUCAUUUGCAGAUCGAUCAAAUCUAAGAGCUCAUAUGCAAACACAUCAACGUGAAAAACGAUAUUCAUGUCCACAUUGUCCACGUUCAUUUUCACGAAUGGGUCUAUUAAAUAAACAUAUGAUACAAUGUACUCAAAAUACCGAAUCAAACAAUAGUAUUAACAAUCGAAAAAAUAACAAUACAAUGAAAACAUCAAAUUGUUAUCUUCCUAUCAAAUUUCCAUGAUCCAAAUAUCUAAUUUAAUUAUCAAUAUUUUAUUUAUACAAUGAACAAUUUACAGUUAGAUAAAAGACUUUACUAAACACUUAUACGAAUGCCUAUAUUCAUUUAUAAACAAUAAACUUAGAUAAGCUUAUCAUAAGAUAAAAUGUAUAAAGUAGAUUUGUAGAUAUAUUUUCAAUUAAUCUAUAAGUAAUAUGUGUACACAUGUAUAUCUGAUGAUUACUUCUACCUCUACCCCUCCCCCUCCUCUCCUCUCCUCCCACCUCUUUUGUUUUCCAUCUUAAUUUUAUUACAAAAAAUUGUAGACCUUGUUUUUUUUCUUAGAAAGUGACUUAAUGGUACUUAAGUCGUUUCAUUGUAUUACAUAUGAGGAGGAGAAGUUCUACUUAAUUUACUUUAUAUCAAUGUACAGAUACAAAAAACCCGUCGUAAUUAUUAUCUACUUAUGUGAAAUAUAAAAUUAAUUUUUAAAGA